Messenger RNA from Hibiscus syriacus, 681 nucleotides. Its product is annotated as universal stress protein A-like protein. The record is from RefSeq and is a predicted model, not a curated record. NCBI's taxonomy places the organism in Eukaryota, Viridiplantae, Streptophyta, Magnoliopsida, Malvales, Malvaceae. Bases 93 to 617 code for a protein of 174 amino acids. The transcript has 5 exons.
UUUCCCCUCACGAACACUCUCGCCUUCUAUAAAAAUCCACUGCACAUUCUCCACAACUCACCAAUCACCAUCAAAAAACUCGGGUUGAUUCUAUGGCGGAUGAUGGUCAAGUUGUGGCAAAGGACCGGAAGAUCCUGGUGGCUGUAGAUGAAGGCGGAGAGAGCAUGUACGCUCUCUCAUGGUGCCUCAAGAACUUGGUACCUCAGAGUUCAAAAGAUACUCUUAUCCUCCUUUACGCUAAACCACAGCGAGCGGUGUACUCUUCCCUAGAUGGCACUGGGUAUUUGUUUUCUGCUGAUAUACUGGCCACCAUGGACAAAUACAGCGAUGAUGUGGCGACUUGUAUCAUCGAGAAGGCCAAAAGGAUAUGCAGAGAUCAAGCUGAUCAUGAGGUGAAGGUAGAGGUGAAGAUAGAGAGCGGUGAUCCAAGGGACGUGAUUUGCCAAGUUGCUGACAAGAUAAAUGCUGAUGUGCUUGUUAUGGGAACACAUGGCUACAGCCUCAUCAAGAGGGCUUUUCUGGGGAGUGUGAGCAAUCAUUGUGCGCAAAAUGUGAAGUGCCCUGUUUUGAUUGUGAAGAAGCCUAAAUGCUCAUCUUCUGCAUGUGGAAUCAAAUGAUUUUGGGACACAUUAUUACUUUUGUUUUAUGUCUUAAUUUCACUUAUUUCUUGCUUCAGUUGUA